Rhagoletis zephyria (snowberry fruit fly) is the source of this 685-nucleotide messenger RNA. RefSeq names its product wee Augmin (gene wac). The record is from RefSeq and is a predicted model, not a curated record. NCBI's taxonomy places the organism in Eukaryota, Metazoa, Arthropoda, Insecta, Diptera, Tephritidae.
UGACAUUUAAUUGAAAACUGGUGAUAAAUCAAAAUAAACGCCAACUGCAAAUCGCUGGUAAUCAAAAACAGAAAUAAUGGACAAUUUUCAGUUACAAGAUGAUGUGCAAUCCCUGCAAAAAUUGAGAGAGCACUACGAGCAUCAAUUGCGCCUGAUGGGACUCGAACUUUGUGAUUUGCCGGAUGAUGUCGGCGCUAUGUUGGAAGAAUGUGUGGCACUCCAACAAGUAACACAACUACAUGAUCUUCAAUUGGAAUACUUAAAAGAAUUUUAUUAUAUCAAGCGGAGAGAGCACUUAGAAAACAAUCUUACUGCCGAAAAAAUGUUAGCAGAGAUUAAAGAACAAGAGAAGCAGCUGCAGAAAGAAAUAACAGAAGCUAAUUUGCUUGAAAAAUUCACAACAUCAGUAAAUAAGAGGCUGAUUUCCGAAUCAGAAAUGCAACGCAACAAAAUUUUGAUAGAGGGCAAAAUACAAACAUUAAAGGAAAGACAGAGUGCAUUCAAUAUCCCAGACGAUUUGAAUCUCGAUGAACUGGUUAAUAAGGUUGAGCGGUUGGAAAAAACAAAAUCGCUGGAUAAAUAGACGACAUGUAGAGAUAAUAGUUGCCUACAAGCGUAUAUGAAACAAAAAAAAAUGUCGCCAACAGUUCUGGUUCUGAAAUUUUAUAGAAAAAUCGACAAUUGU